Juglans microcarpa x Juglans regia is the source of this 558-nucleotide messenger RNA. RefSeq names its product transcriptional regulator SUPERMAN-like. NCBI's taxonomy places the organism in Eukaryota, Viridiplantae, Streptophyta, Magnoliopsida, Fagales, Juglandaceae. The coding region runs from base 1 to 558 and encodes 185 amino acids. The transcript has a single exon. The record is from RefSeq and is a predicted model, not a curated record.
AUGGAAUCCGGAAAACAAAGAGGCUCGGAAACUUCAAGCGAAGAGAAUGAUGGGCUAGAACAAGUCAAAGACGACAUGGGCAACCGACGCUUUUACGAAUGCGCAUUCUGCAAGCAGGGCUUCACCAACGCGCAGGCCUUGGGAGGGCAUAUGAACAUCCACCGCAAAGAUCGAGCAAAGGCCAAGCAACGCGCAUGCCCUUCGUUUUCAAAUAAGUCGAACGAGGACUACGACGACAUCCCUUCUAGAUAUAUUUCACAGGUUUCAACCGAACCAGCAAAGUACUUUCCAGUUUUUGAGGCGCAAAGGAAUUAUCAUAUGCACUUUCAACCAUCGGCAUCAGACACUAGACACCCACAAGCUAGUGCUUUCCGACGUCAGAGCGAUCAUGUGCUCGCGUCGAGGUCCCAGUCCUGGGGUAUGAACCAGGAACUUUUGCUUGCAGAUUUGAGCCUCCCAAUUGGUCCCAUGCAUGUGGUGGAUGAUGGAAUGAAGAGGGCUGUUAACAAAGCUGAUGAAGUGGAUUUGGAGCUUCGACUAGGUCACGAUCCAUAUUGA